GCCCAAAUUGUUGGCCACCUCUGAGCAUUAAAUUUCCCUUUGCCUUCUUCUCCUACAAUUCCCUUCGCCUCCCUUCCUCCCCUUUCCGCUCACAUCAUUUUAUUUCCUUUUUCUUUUUUUUUUCCCUGUUUCAGAAAAUGGAAAAAAAGGAAAACGACGUGAAUAUUGAUGAAACCCUAAUGGAAACAGAGAAAGAAAAAGACGGAGAACGAAUCGAUAACCUUCCGUCUGAGGAAUUUCCCGACGAGUUCCAAUGUUGCGUUUGCCUGGAACUCUUAUACAAGCCUGUUGUAUUAGCCUGUGGCCACCUAUCAUGCUUCUGGUGUGUCUACAGUGCAAUGAAUCAUUUUCAUGAGUCCCACUGUCCUAUUUGUCGUUGCCCAUUCAAUCAUUUCCCAAGUAUCUGUCAAUUGCUGCACUUUUUGCUCAUGAAGUUGUAUCCUAUAGCCUACAAGAAAAGGGAAAGACAAGUGCAAGAAGAAGAGAAGAGAGCCGGCCACUUCUCACCUCAAUUUGAUCAAAAUUUAUUUGCACCACAGUUUACAGAGAAUUCUGAUAUUUUGGGGAAUAACAAUACCCUUGCUCAUCUCCAAACAGACUUGUAUUCAGAAAGUUGUUCUAAAAAUGGGGAAUCAUCCUCAUUCAGGGAUUCACCAAAAUCAACUGUGCAGGAUGAAAAUGGCAAACCAAUUAAACUGGCAACACCUUUGAAGAACCCUGAAGAUGCUGCAAAUGCUCCCAACCAAGGAAGUAGUUGUAUCAGAAAUGAUUUUGAACAUAGAGAUCAAAAGAAGGUUUCUGUUGGUGAUUUACUCUGUCCUGCAUGCAAGAGGCUGCUCUUUCGACCAGUGGUUCUCAAUUGUGGCCAUGUAUAUUGUGAAUCUUGUUUUGUUAUUCCAAAGGAUGAAAUCCCUAGGUGUCAAGUUUGUCAAAGCUUGCAUCCAAAUGGAUUUGCAAGUGUUUGUUUAAUUCUACACCAUUUCUUGGAGGAGCAGUUUCCUGAGAAAUAUUCAGAAAGACAAGGGGCCUUACUCAAAAAAGACAAUUGUUCAAUACAAACUGAACGACAUGCCAACCGGACAACAUCAAUUGCUACUGAUAUCUACUCAUCAUGGUUUUUGGGCAAUGGACCAAAAGUUCAUGUUGGAGUGGGCUGUGAUUAUUGUGGGAUGUCUCCAAUAAUCGGGGAGAGAUACAGAUGCAAAGACUGUGUGGAGGAAAUAGGUUUUGACCUAUGUGAAUCAUGCUACAAAUCUCCCGUUAAGAUCCUGGGCCGAUUUAAUCAGCAGCAUAAACCAGAACAUGAGUUUGAAAUUGUACAGCCUUUAAGCAUAAGUGACAUUUUAUUCAGGAUGAACUCGGAACAAUCCAAUGAGGAGGGCUCAGAUACUCCGGAACAUAUGGAUGAUGCUUCCCAUAUUCCUACCUUGUCAGCUGGUGUUCAACCAGAUCAAGGUGACAGUUCUCAAGAGCCUGAAGAUAUUUCUCCUACUUUGAUUUUAUCCGUCGAUGUUUCAUUGGAUCAAGAGGAUGACUCUGAUGAUCCUGGUGAUAAUAUUUCAUCAAAUAUGACUUAAUGCUAAAAGACAAUUGCGCCGUUGAUAA
Molecule: messenger RNA, 1605 nt
Organism: Theobroma umbraticum
Lineage: Eukaryota; Viridiplantae; Streptophyta; Magnoliopsida; Malvales; Malvaceae
Product: E3 ubiquitin-protein ligase PRT1-like
Biological process (GO): proteasome-mediated ubiquitin-dependent protein catabolic process
Molecular function (GO): zinc ion binding; ubiquitin protein ligase activity
Source: RefSeq, a predicted model, not a curated record